GGGAUCACACAGGAUCCGGAGCUGGUGCUGAUAACAGCGGAAUCCCCAGUCUACCUCUCUCCGUGGUCCUGGAAUAGCGCUACCGACCACAAGUCAUCAUAAAAUACAAUAAACCCUCAGCACUUGCUCAGUAGUUUUUAUGAAAAUCUCAAGUAAAAAGAACGCAAGCAAAAAUUUUAUUUUUCGCGAAGGACUUCCAAAAUAAAAUUCUCUAGUAAUCUAGUAGGGGAUUUAAAAAAAAAAAGGAAAAUGCCAGCUGAUAUAAUGGAGAAAAAUUCCUCUUCCCCGGUGGCUGCUACCCCAGCCAGUGUCAACACGACACCGGAUAAACCAAAGACAGCAUCUGAGCAUCGAAAGUCAUCAAAGCCUAUCAUGGAGAAAAGACGACGAGCAAGAAUAAAUGAAAGUCUGAGCCAGCUGAAAACACUGAUUUUGGAUGCUCUUAAAAAAGACAGCUCCCGGCAUUCCAAGCUGGAGAAGGCAGACAUUCUGGAAAUGACAGUCAAGCACCUCCGGAACCUGCAGCGGGCGCAGAUGACGGCCGCGCUGAGCACAGACCCCAGCGUGCUGGGCAAAUACCGAGCCGGCUUCAGCGAGUGCAUGAAUGAGGUGACCCGCUUCCUGUCCACGUGCGAGGGCGUUAACACCGAGGUGCGCACUCGUCUGCUCGGCCACCUGGCCAACUGCAUGACCCAGAUCAACGCCAUGACCUACCCCGGACAGCCGCACCCCGCCUUGCAGGCACCGCCGCCGCCGCCGCCAGGACCCGGCGGUCCCCAGCACGCGCCGUUCGCGCCACCGCCGCUCGUGCCCAUCCCCGGAGGCGCGGCGCCCCCUCCCGGCAGCGCCCCCUGCAAGCUGGGCAGCCAGGCUGGUGAAGCCGCCAAGGUGUUCGGCGGCUUCCAGGUGGUGCCAGCUCCUGAUGGCCAAUUUGCCUUUCUCAUCCCCAACGGGGCCUUUGCGCACAGCAGUCCGGUCAUCCCUGUGUACACCAGCAACAGCGGGACCUCCGUAGGCCCCAACCCUGUGUCUCCUUCCAGCGGCCCCUCGCUCACUGCGGACUCCAUGUGGAGGCCCUGGAGGAACUGAGAGAUUUAGGCCCCCAAACUCCCCAACCCACAUCUUCCCUUCGGACACUAAAACAAGAACUUGGCUACUAGAAGAGACUUUUGUGAUUAAGCUGAUUACUUUCUAAAAAGUUACUUUUUUUGUAGAGAGCUGUAUUAAGUGGCUGACCAUGCACUAUAUUUGUAUAUAUUUUAUAUGUUCAUAUUGGAUUGCGCCUUUGUAUUAUAAAAGUUGAGAUGACAUUUCGUUUUUUACACGAGAUUUCUUUUUUAUGUGAUGCCAAAGAUGUUUGAAAAAAAUGCUCUUAAAAUAUCUUCCUUUGGGGAAGUUUAUUUGAGAAAAUAUAAUAAAAGAAAACAGUGAAGGCUU
This is a messenger RNA of Dipodomys ordii (Ord's kangaroo rat), 1437 nucleotides long. It is a transcript of the gene Hes1, whose product is annotated as hes family bHLH transcription factor 1. Gene Ontology annotation, molecular function: N-box binding; protein dimerization activity; E-box binding. Bases 250 to 1089 code for a protein of 279 amino acids. The transcript is spliced from 4 exons. Gene Ontology annotation, cellular component: nucleus. Gene Ontology annotation, biological process: Notch signaling pathway; negative regulation of neuron differentiation; regulation of neurogenesis. NCBI's taxonomy places the organism in Eukaryota, Metazoa, Chordata, Mammalia, Rodentia, Heteromyidae. The record is from RefSeq and is a predicted model, not a curated record.